This is a messenger RNA of Echinostoma caproni, 465 nucleotides long. Lineage: Eukaryota; Metazoa; Platyhelminthes; Trematoda; Plagiorchiida; Echinostomatidae. The record is from the annotation of a GenBank genome assembly.
AUGAUUUUUACACAAUUUCCUACGAAAGAUCCAUUAGAUCCUCCUCCUCCAUCUUACAAUUACUCGGGUGCUCCAAAUCAAACACCAUAUCCCGCACAGAAUUACCAACAAGGAGGAACUGCGGCAUACAAUUACACCACCGUUCCGAAUGCUCCUCCUCAAAACAUGACGUCAUAUCCUGGCGGGGGCUACUAUCAACCUCAAGCACAAAUGUAUCAGCCUGCACCGGCUGGAUAUAUGCAGCCAGUACAACAAAACGCUUUUCCACCGAACGCAUCGACUGUCUACGUGCCUCAAGUUCAGUAUGAUGGUGACGCUCGAUUUUCACCCAACUGCCCACCAAUCGUUCCGCCACCACCUCCGGGCUAUGCGCCCAAUCCGGCACAACAACUGUCCCAGGCCGGUUUCAAUGUUCAAGUUCCACAGGGCCAGUACGCGAGAGAUCCAGGAUGGACUUUGUGGUAG